ACUGUGUGUAGUCAGCUCAUGGGCUGGUGACAACUAACAGCCAUCCACACCAUUCCACUGCUUUAGCCAAACUUACUUCAUACACAAAGGUUGUAAAACUUUGUUGAAAUUUCUGGAGGUGGGAGGUUUUAUGGUGAAGAGCACCGGAAUCGUCAGAUAAACGAUUGUAUCACCGGACGAUCGGUGGUUCAAGUAAUUGGGCAAGUAGCCACUGUUACUGUCACUAGCUGCUGACAACUCGACAGGAUGUUGGAGUCGUUGUGCGAGUUCUUUGUUGUACUGGGUAAAGUCAUCUACGCCUGGCUCGAAGCUGUCUUCCUCUUCUUCGUCCCCACCAGUUUCAUCGCCAAGGACAUCUCUGGUCAGACCGUCCUCGUCACAGGAGCAGGAAGCGGUAUAGGUCGACUCCUGGCCUUGGAGUUCGCGUCUCACAGUUGCCGUUUGGCAUUAUGGGAUGUAAACAGCUCGGGCAAUGAGGAGACCGCCGCCAUGGUCAAGAAGUUGGGGACCGUCGCCCGCACCUACACCGUCGACGUCUCCGACAAGGACAACGUGUACGCCGCCGCCAAGAAGGUGAUGUCAGACCUCGGGUCUGUGGACAUCUUGGUGAACAACGCGGGCAUAGUGACUGGCCGGAAGUUCCUGGACUGUCCAGACUCCAUGGUGCUAAAGACCAUGCAAGUCAACAGCAUGGCUCAUUUCUGGACAGUGAAAGCCUUUCUGCCCAGUAUGAUGAUUCGAAAUCACGGCCACAUAGUCACCAUAGCCAGCUCUGCCGGGUUGCUAGGGGUCACCGGACUAUCGGAUUACUGCGCCAGCAAGUUCGCUGCUGUGGGCUUUGACGAAUCCCUGCGCAACGAACUCAUGGCCCAAAACAAGGAGGGAAUCCACACAACAGUUGUCUGUCCUUACCUGAUCUCCACGGGCAUGUUCGACGGCUGCUCUGUCAGAUUCCCCUGGCUCAUGAAUGCCCUGGAGCCAGAGUAUGUCGCACAUCAAAUCAUGAAAGCCAUUCUACGCAACCAGGAGUUUAUCAUCUUACCGCAUGUGCUCUACUGCUUUUAUGCAUUGAAAGGCAUUCUUCCAGUCAAGUGCGCUUGGCUUCUUCAAGACUAUCUGGGAGCUUCAGCAAUGAUGGACACCUUCAAAGGGCGUGUGGCUAACUGACGGCAUAUUUUAACCCUCGACUUUUAAAGCCUUGAUUAGCUGCCAUUGAGAAACUGCCUUUCCUUUCACCUGCCUCACCCUGACUGUCGAACACCUGUGUGAAAACCGCGAAUGUUCAGCCCAGAAGGACCGCCUUGUCAUUUUGUCACCAGGGCAACUGUGAUAGCAGAAUACAUUCUGUGUCUAGCGAAAAAACUUUACUUUUUAUGCCAAGACUUUUUUCCGAGGAAGGUUGGGAAAGACUCGCUGCUUUAGCCAGUUCGGUGACGGUGUCAGUUCAAGGUUUUGACCUUCGGUGGUGUCUUGGAGAUUUUGUCAUGUCGGUGGAAUGAGCCAGCAUUCCCACAAUUAUCUCCUAUUGUAUGAUUGCUUUGAUUUUUCUCACUCACCACUUCUGAGUGAACACAGCACCCUAUCAUGAUUUCCACACCGUAAUUUUAUUUAACCUGUAGUUGAGAGAAGUACCAAACGAGCCUUUCAACAGCUUCUGUACACAUCUUUGGUUCUUGACACAAAGUACUGGUUACUGAAGCUGUUGAUGCUAGACAAGUUUAUUGUUUACAAAAAAAUAAGAGUUAAGACUGAGCAACAAAUCAAGACGUUUUUAUAAAUCAUGAAGUCAUUGUGGCGAUAGUUUAACUACAACAGCUGUUUGUGUGCGAGAGAGAGAGAUAGUUGUUCACAUUGACUUUUCUGUGGUUGCUACAAAUAUGAAGCUGAAAGCGUCGAUUAUUAUGUUUAUGUGCAUAUACAUGCAUAUGCAUAUGUUCUGUAAUUCUCCUCAUCCUAAGCAUGCGCUGAGUGUUGCAUCUUUGGUGCGUACAUCUUCAUGCAAAGAAAAAGCUGUAUUAAAUCAGCCCUGAUGUUGAUCUAAAAAACACACAUCUUGAAUAUUACACAACUUGAGUAUGAAAAAUAAAAAACAAUCAUAACAU
Pomacea canaliculata is the source of this 2102-nucleotide messenger RNA. Its product is annotated as epidermal retinol dehydrogenase 2-like. The coding region runs from base 247 to 1167 and encodes 306 amino acids. Gene Ontology annotation, cellular component: lipid droplet. The transcript is spliced from 7 exons. Lineage: Eukaryota; Metazoa; Mollusca; Gastropoda; Architaenioglossa; Ampullariidae. Gene Ontology annotation, molecular function: oxidoreductase activity, acting on the CH-OH group of donors, NAD or NADP as acceptor. The record is from RefSeq and is a predicted model, not a curated record.